Molecule: messenger RNA, 4999 nt
Organism: Lotus japonicus
Lineage: Eukaryota; Viridiplantae; Streptophyta; Magnoliopsida; Fabales; Fabaceae
Exons: 4
Coding region: 1-4995 (1664 amino acids)
Biological process (GO): DNA integration
Molecular function (GO): nucleic acid binding
Source: RefSeq, a predicted model, not a curated record
AUGGCAGAUCAAGAAAGGACACUGGAGGAGCUUUCAUCUCCUGAUGUUAAUUACCAAGCUUUGUGCCUCGAAUUUCCUACUGUAGAAACUAUUGCUUUUGAACUUAAACCUGGACUAAUAAAUCUUUUGCCCAAGUUUCAUGGUUUAGCAGGUGAGGAUCCGCACAAGCACUUGCUGGAGUUUCAUAUCGUAUGCACGAACAUGAAACCCCAAGGAGUUACAGAGGAGGCGAUCAAACUCCGAGCUUUUUCUUUCUCUUUGCAGAGUGCUGCUAAGGAUUGGCUAUACUCUCUAUCACCAACAUCUGUCACAUGCUGGAAUGAUCUGAAGAGGGCUUUCUUGGAAAAAUUCUUCCCUGCAUCUCGAACUGCAUCUAUAAGGAAGGACAUAUGUGGCAUCCGACAGAUUACAGGAGAGACACUCUAUGAGUAUUGGGAGCGGUUCAAGAAGCUUUGUGGCAGUUGCCCCCAUCAUCAAAUUAGCGAUCAACUUCUGAUCCAAUACUUCUAUGAAGGACUGCUACCUAUGGAUCGGAACAUGAUUGAUUCAGCCUCUGGAGGAGCAUUAUUUAACAAAACACCCGCUGCUGCGAGGAAUUUGAUUGAGACAGUGGCAGCCAACUCUCAACAAUUUGGCACUCGUGUAAUUUCGCAAACCAAGGCUGUGAACGAGAUUCGCAUUGCUGGUACAACAGAUAGCCUCAUUACAAACAAAUUGGAUGAUUUGCAAUCUAUGAUUAGACAGAUUGCCUUGAAUCAGAACCAAUGUGCACCUGUUCCCACGCCUCAGCGCACUGCUGUCGUCUGCGGUAUCUGCACUUCACCUGAGCAUCCCACUGAUGCAUGUCCUACCCUUCGAGAGGACGAACAACAAGCCGUGGUCAAUGGAGUUUUCACUAGAGUACAACAAUACAGACAACAAAAAUAUGAUCCUUUCUCUAACACUUACAAUCCUGGCUGGAAGGAUCAUCCAAAUCUCAGAUAUGGUAAUCAACAGCAGCAAUCAUUCCAACCCCCAUAUCAGCAGCAGCAAAACAGGCCUCAACAACAACAGUUUCAGCAAGCAGUGCAACCUCCAGCUAAGUUUUCACUUGAGGACCUUGUCCGACAAAAUGCUACUUCCAUUCAGAACAUGGAGAAAAUGCUUGGCCAACUUGCAUCUACAGUCAAUCAGUUACAAGCACAAGGUUCUGGAAAGCUUCCUGCACAACCAGAAAUCAACCCUAAUAGUGCAAAUACAAGCAAUGUAAGUGCUAUCACUUUACGUUCUGGAAAAACAACUAACUUUCCUGCAGGUAAUAAUGUUGUCGUUGAAGAUGAUUCCGAUGAAGAUGAUUCAACAACCCCUGAUGUUACUGUACCUAGAGUUGAUUCUACAAGUGAUGCACUUCCUGAUCCUAAUCCUGAAGCUAGAUUUGUUGUCCCUCCCCCUUUUCCUCAAAGAGUUGCGAAGCAGAAAAAGAUGAACAUGCUGGAAAAGGAAAAGAAUGAGAUAAUGGAAAUAUUCAGAAAAGUAGAGAUCAACAUUCCACUUUUGGAGGUGAUAAAGCAGAUUCCAAAAUAUGCAAAGUUUCUGAAGGACUUGUGCACUCACAAGCGCAGAUUGAAAGAAACUGACAAAAAUUGUCAGAAUGUUUCUGCCCUCAUCCACCAACAUCAAGCCUUGCCUCCUAAAUGUAAGGAUCCAGGUACAUUCUCUAUCCCAUGCACAAUAGGAAAAUUUGAAUUUGAUGAUGCCAUGAUAGACUUAGGAGCUUCCAUAAAUGUUAUGCCUCUGUCUAUAUUUAAAUCACUUGGUCUUGGUCCUCUUAAGCCUACAGGAGUUGUGAUUCAACUGGCAAACAGAAGUAGUGCAUAUCCCAAGGGUUUGAUAGAAGAUGUGCUCGUGAAAGUGAACACCUUGAUAUUUCCUGCUGAUUUCUACAUUCUUGAUAUGGCAGAAGAGUCUCCAAACAAUGCGGGUCCUUUAAUUUUAGGAAGACCUUUCCUCAAAACUGCAAGAACAAAGAUAGAUGUGUAUGCUGGCACAUUAUCUAUGGAAUUUGGUGACUGCUCAGUAAGGUUUAAUAUAUUUGAAGCAAUGAAGUACCCAAUGGAACAACAUUUUGUUUUCCACAUUGGUUUGAUGUCUGAUUUGGUUAAUGAGUUUUCUCAUGAAUAUCUUACUUCUGAUUCUCUUAACCUUGCUGAUGCUUUUGACAUGUUUGAUGAACCUGGGGACAAUAAGCUUGCAGAUUAUACAGGUACUGAAGAAAUUCACUCUCUAGAAGUGGCACCUACCACGAAAUUGCUUCCUUCUGUGGAGCAACCCCCUGGAUUGGAGCUGAAGCCUCUUCCUGAAAAUUUAAAAUAUGUGUACUUGGCAGACCGUGAAAAACUCCCAGUUAUAAUAGCAAACAAUCUGCCCCAAGAUAAUGAAGCAAGGUUGCUGGAAGUAUUGAAGAAACAUAAGAAGGCAAUUGGUUGGACUUUAGCAGAUCUUCCUGGUAUCAGCCCAACUACAUGCAUGCAUAGGAUUCUGAUGGAGGAUGAUGUUAAACCAGUGAGGCAGCCCCAAAGAAGACUCAACCCAGUAAUUUUGGACGUGGUAAAGAAAGAGAUCACAAAGCUUCUGCAAGCUGGAAUAAUUUAUCCAAUUUCCGAUAGCAAAUGGGUGAGUCCAGUGCAAGUUGUGCCCAAGAAGAGUGGAAUUACAGUGGUGAAAAAUGAGAACAAUGAGCUAAUUCCCACAAGAGUGCAGAAUAGCUGGAGAGUGUGCAUUGAUUACAGGAAGCUGAACCAAGCAACCAGAAAAGAUCAUUUUCCCUUGCCCUUCAUUGAUCAGAUGUUGGAGCGUUUGGCAGGAAAAUCCCAUUACUGUUUCCUUGAUGGUUUUUCAAGAUAUUUUCAGAUUCACAUUGCCCCUGAGGAUCAAGACAAGACAACCUUCACCUGCCCAUUUGGCACUUUUGCUUAUAGGCGUAUGCCUUUUGGAUUGUGCAAUGCACCUGGAACUUUUCAAAGAUGCAUGGUAAGUAUAUUCUCUGAUUUUCUAGAAGAAUGCAUAGAGGUUUUCAUGGACGAUUUUACUAUCUAUGGUACAUCUUUUGAUACUUGUUUGAGUAGUUUGGAUAAGAAAGGCAUAGAAGUAGAUCCUGCUAAGAUAAAUGUGAUUUCUCAAUUGCCUUACCCCACAUGCGUGAGGGAGAUUCGUUCUUUUCUUGGACAUGCAGGUUUUUACAGGCGCUUCAUCAAGGAUUUUAGCAAGAUUGCAUUGCCAUUAUCCAACUUGCUGCAAAAAGAGGCAGAAUUCAAAUUCAGCCAGGAAUGCAAGGAUGCUUUUGAUGUUCUAAAGAAGGAUCUUACCACCACACCUGUCAUUCUACCACCAGAUUGGACACUCCCCUUUGAGCUCAUGUGUGAUGCUUCCAAUUAUGCGGUUGGAGCUGUCCUUGCACAAAGAAUUGGAAAAGUCUCUCAUGCCAUUUAUUAUGCUUCUAGAACUUUGGACACUGCACAAGCUAAUUACACAACUACUGAAAAAGAACUUUUAGCCAUUGUUUUUGCUUUAGACAAAUUCAGAUCUUAUUUGCUAGGUUCUAGAGUAGUGGUGUUUUCUGACCAUGCAGCUCUAAAGUACCUUUUGAAGAAGCCAGAUGCAAAACCAAGGUUAAUUAGGUGGAUGUUGCUGCUCCAAGAAUUUGACAUUGAAAUUCGUGAUAGAAGUGGAGCUGAAAAUGUGGUUGCCGACCACUUGAGCAGAAUCGAAAGAGAUCCAGACCCUCUUCCCAUUAAUGAUUGUUUCCCUCAUGAGCAGCUUUUCAUAUUGCAUGAUUCCAUACCAUGGUUUGCUGAUAUUGCUAACUUCUUAGCUUCUUCUGUUUUACCUUUGCAGGCAUCUAAAGCACAAAUUGCUAAAUUAAAAAGCGAUGCAAGACAUUAUGUGUGGGAUGAUCCAUAUCUUUGGAAAUUUUGUAGUGAUCAAAUUGUUAGAAGAUGCAUUCCUGACCAUGAAAUUUGUGAGCAAUGUCAACGAACUGGAUCCAUCAGCAAAAGGAAAGAGAUGCCCCAACAGCCUAUGUUGUUUUGUGAGGUUUUCGAUGUUUGGGGUAUCGAUUUUAUGGGUCCCUUCCCUAACUCUUUUGGUUUCAUUUAUAUAUUACUUGCUGUUGAUUAUGUCUCAAAGUGGGUGGAAGCAAUAGCCACCAGGACUGAUGAUUCUAAAGUUGUUGCAGCAUUUGUGAGGACUAACAUCUUUUGCAGGUUUGGAGUCCCAAGAGCAUUAGUCAGUGAUAGAGGAACACACUUUUGCAACAGAACCAUGGAGUCGUUGCUCAAGAAGCAUGGGGUAGUUCACAAAGUUUCCACAGCAUACCAUCCUCAAACAAAUGGACAAGCUGAAGUGUCUAACAGGGAGAUUAAGCAAAUUUUGGAAAAGAUGGUGCAACCCAACAGGAAAGACUGGGCCAAACGUCUUGAUGAUGCUCUAUGGGCCUACAGAACCGCGUACAAAACUCCCAUUGGCAUGUCCCCUUUUAGACUUGUUUUUGGUAGAGCAUGCCACCUUCCGGUGGAGAUUGAGCAUCGUUCUUAUUGGGCAGCAAAGUGUUGCAACUUGUCUUUUGAAGAAUCUGGAAUGCAGAGGAAACUUGAGUUGCAGCAACUUGAGGAGCUUCGUUUGGAGGCAUAUGAGAGUUCAAAGAUUUACAAAGAGAAAACCAAAGUUUUCCAUGACAAAAUGAUCUCUAGAAAGGAUUUCUCUGUGGGUCGAAAAGUCUUGCUCUUCAACUCCCGCCUUAAACUUAUGCCAGGUAAGCUCCGUUCUAGGUGGGAAGGUCCUUUUGUUAUUACUAAUAUUUUCCCACAUGGUGCAGUAGACAUAAAGAAGGAAGGAGAGGAUACUAGCUUCAAAGUGAAUGGGCAUCGCCUCAAAUGUUUUUAUGAGCCUCCAAUGAUUGCGGGAGAGGAAGUGGCCUUGUCAACUCCACUCUACCCCCAUGAACUUGUCCUCCCUUGAUACC